AUGAAUGAAUCAACAGAGAUCAUGGAGUUACAUGGCUUAGAAGAUGAAGACUACUGGGAUUUCUUUUCACAAUGUGCAUUCGGUGAUGCAAAUCCUUCUGAUUUUCCAAAACUGAAAAAAAUUGGCCAAGAAGUGGUGAGCAAGUUGGCCGGAUCACCUUUAGCUGCAAUGACAGUUGGGAGUUCACUGAAACCGGUGCUAAAAGAAAAACAUUGGAGUUCUAUCUGUGGAAGAAAAUUGUGUCAAAUAGAGCAAAAGGAAGAUGAUAUUAUACCAGUAUUGCGACUGAGUUAUGAGCAUCUUCCUGACCAUUUGAAGCAAUGUUUUGUUUACUUUGCAUUGUUUCCUAAGAAAUACCACCUUCAAGGAGAUGAGCUAGUACAGAUGUGGAGAGCUCAUGGUUUCCUUAACACAGAUGCACCAGAUGAAAUUGCAUAUCGUUAUAUCAAUGACCUGUUGCAGCUUUCAUUCAUUGAGAAGGUACCCAGCCAAGAUGACCAUUAUGUAGUUCACGACUUGCUGCAUGAUUUUGCAGAGUCGGUCUCCAAUGGAGAACACUUCAGAAUAGAAGAUAAACUCCAGGUAUGCGUUCCAAGAAAUGUUCGCCACCUAUAUGUCAGUGCAAGCAGUAUAUCUGAGGUGUACUGGAUUUUGCAAGAAUUCACAGAAUUGAAGAAAAAUCUGAGAAGCUUAAUAAUUUGCAAGGCAGAAGAAGGUGCUUCCCAGAAAAGAAUACCCUCAUCAACCUUCAAUUAUGGUCUUGGUCAGACACUCCAAGAGCUAAGAAGCUUAAGGGUCUUAGUACUGCACAAUCCUGAUGGUAUUCUCCCAGACAAAAUUGAUCAUUUGAAACACCUUAGGUAUCUAAACAUUCAUGGAAGUAUGAGAUUUAUCAAUGUCCCCGAGUCAUUAUUCAAACUCUACCAUUUACAUGGAUUGAGUCUCCAAACUCAUCAAGACAGGAUCGUGGAAAAGGAACUCCAAGAGGGCUUAAGUAGGCUGACCCAGUUAAGAUACCUGAAGGCUCCGAAGAAAAUAAUUUCAGGCAUAGAAUGGAUUGGCAAGCUAAGAUCCCUCCAGGAACUAGAAGAGUACAAAGUGAAGAGUAACAUGAAGCGCAACAUAUGCCAACUGAGGGAGUUGAAUGAACUUCGAGGGACGCUAACCAUAACAAAUCUUCAGAAUGUAAGAUGCAGCAAAGAAGCAAAUGAGGCAAGAUUAUUUGAUAAGAAGAACCUGAACAAGCUAGCACUCUCGUGGAAUCAUCUCAAACAGAGCACCAACAGUGACCAUGAAGGCGUGUUUGAAGGGUUACAACCAAAUGCCAACUUGAGAGCACUUUGUGUCAGAGGUUACAUGGGAAUCAAGUCUCCUUCUUGGCUAUCCUUUGAAUACGCAUCCAACAUUCACUCCAUUGAAUUGCUCUGCUGCCAUCACUGGAAGACCCUUCCACCAUUUGGGAGUUUACCCUUCCUGCAGAAAUUAAGGAUAAUGCGUUUGACAAAACUGGAAAAGAUUGAUUCUGGAUUCUACGGCAAUGCGGCAGAGGCAUUUCCAUCACUAGAAGAGCUUCUAUUUGAAGGCAUGACUCAGUGGAAAGGAUGGUCAGGCGUUGAGAACAACCAAAAUGUGUUUCCUCGCCUGCGUGACAUCCGUAUUCAGAAAUGUAACAAGUUGAUGGGGCCUUUGCCGUUCCCACCAUCAUUCAAUAAAAUCAAAAUUUCAGUAUGUGACUCAGCCUCUGAGAAGGUAAUCAGUCAUGAACCUGAAGAUACAGCUGAUGCCAGCAUGCCCCUCGGUGUUCAGCUCUCCCUGGACCGAAUGGCUGCAACAACUCACCUCAGUGAAGGAAAUUCGCUUCACUGGCUGUCUAAAAUUGACAUCACUGCCAUCCAACAUGAUUGA
Triticum turgidum subsp. durum (durum wheat) is the source of this 1905-nucleotide messenger RNA. The record is from the annotation of a GenBank genome assembly. NCBI's taxonomy places the organism in Eukaryota, Viridiplantae, Streptophyta, Magnoliopsida, Poales, Poaceae.